Molecule: messenger RNA, 1585 nt
Organism: Lactuca sativa (garden lettuce)
Lineage: Eukaryota; Viridiplantae; Streptophyta; Magnoliopsida; Asterales; Asteraceae
Product: phytochrome A-associated F-box protein
Molecular function (GO): protein binding
Source: RefSeq, a predicted model, not a curated record
GCUCGAAUAACUGAGGCUCAUCUACAGCCAUGGAAUUAAACGUUAUAUAGUAAACAAAUAAGUAUAUGACACACGUCCUCCCAAACUAUUGGUUGAUGGAGAUUAUGUCGUACAAGAUGCCGUUAAGGCUAACACCGUCUUAUUCUGCUGUCAAUUCCCCCAAAAAGCUUUGCCCACUCAAAACCCUCUCUCACCCGAAUCAAAUCCCUAAUUCGGAUCAUCAAUUUUACCUUGAGCCCUAGACUUGAGAAUUCUAACCUAACGCUUCUUCUUUCCGAUUCGUUAAUCCAGAGCAAACGAAUCGGACACCAAUUCAAUGUGUUUUUACUGGUGAUUUGAUAAGAAAAUGUCUGAAACUGUAGCUGAAAAUGUGUUUUCGUAUCUCCCCGAUGAUGUAGUUCUUAACAUAUUCCUCAAGCUUGUUGAUGAUCCGCGUGACUGGUCGCGUCUCGCUUGCGUUUGCACCAAAUUCUCAUUUCUGAUGCGCACGAUUUGCUGGAAGAACAAAUGCCAUCAAAUGAUCCCCGCCGUCGUCUUCAAUCUUCUCCCACCGGACGCCUCCGUCAAUUCAACAGUAUCUCCUCCAGGCGGCUGGGCGUCGCUGCACAAGCUCGCCGUCUGCUGUCCUGGCCUCAUGCAUUCCGGUGUCCUCCUCGAGAAUUCCGAUUUCGGACUGGAGCGUGAACUAGGUCCCGACGAAAACUUUCAGGAAACAAAAUUGUUUCAUAUAGGUAAGUCUCAAUCAAAUCCUUCCUGUUCUAGCACUGUUGAUGAUGAUAAGAAGAAAGAGGCUAAUGUUUCUUGGUCGUUGUACGAUGAUCUCUACUUGGAUACUGUUUAUAACACCGCUUCCAAAUCUCAAGAUCAAGGUGAGAGUGAGGUAUGCGAAGAAGAAGACACAAAAGCUUCGGCUGUUGUUAAAACAGCUUGUGAUUUUUCUGUUUGUAAGAGGAGAAAGAUGUGUAGAUCUUUUAAGUCUCAUUUAGCAUCUGAGGGUUGGAAUUUCAGCCGGGAGCAAGGGAACAAGCUGUUGGCUAGUAGGUUUAGAGGCGAUUGUUUAUACAUUUGUGAUUGGCCUGGUUGUGUUCAUACGGAGGAGAAGCGAAAUUACAUGCUGUUUCGGGGUGUUUUUAAGAAUUUCAAGAAAUCUAGGGUUUGGAGGACCAUUAACGAUGGGAAUCGUAGCAAGAUUGAUCUGAAUUGUGCAUUUUGUCCUAGCAAUGAGGUGUGGGAUUUGCAGUCGGCUUUCUGUUUGAGGCCUGCUUAUGGAUUCCAUGAUGAUGGGGAGCCUGUUGUUCGAGCUUAUGUCUGUGAGAAUGGACAUGUGUCUGGUGCCUGGACAGAUUGGCCAUUGUACACUUGAAGAUAAGUAUUGCCUUAUUUUUCCUUAACUUCAUCUCUGUUAUUUAGAUUGUUAAUUGCUUCAAGGUUCAAGCAUCCCAUGCUUAUAUCACUUCCUUUAUGUAUUCGAUUCUAUGUUAUCUGAUAAUUACACUUCUGGUCUGUAAUUGCACCUAUGAUAUAUUCCUUAAGUUCAACUGUGUUUUUUUAAUCAAAUUAACAAAACUGUUAGUCCCAUCAACAA